UUAGCAGUACAAACACCACGCUCAGCUAGCUCUGUCUCCGUGUACUAGCUUGCUCCAAAGCUUGGAACAGCAAACGUUGAACCCGGGAGCAUUUUUGUGGCCUAGAUCGACCGAUCGCCAUGUCGCCCACUAUGGCCUCGUCGCUCUGCGUUUUCGCAGCGAUGUCUAGCGCCGCCGGUAGGCCGGCCGGUGUCUCGGCGGUUCCGGGCCGUCUGUCCAGCAGCCAGGGGGCCAAACAGGGCAAGCGGGCCGUGGCGCAGCCUCUCGCCGCUAGCGUCGUGACGGAGAUGCCGCCUCCGGUCAUCGCCCCGCCGGCUAGGCCCGUCGUCGACGCCCCGCGCCGCCGUGGGGGCCGCGGUGGCGGCGAGCACGCGGCGUGGAAGAGCGUCCGGCAGGAGAGGUGGGAAGGGGCGCUGGAGGUGGAGGGGGAGCUGCCGCUAUGGCUGGAUGGCACAUACCUGAGGAACGGCCCGGGCCUGUGGAACCUCGGCGACUACGGCUUCCGGCACCUGUUCGACGGCUACGCCACGCUCGUGCGCGUCUCGUUCUGCAACGGCCGCGCGGUGGGCGCGCACCGCCAGAUCGAGUCGGAGGCGUACAAGGCGGCGCGCGCUCACGGCAAGGUGUGCUACCGCGAGUUCUCCGAGGUGCCCAAGCCGGACAGCUUCCUCUCCUACGUCGGCCAGCUCGCCAGCCUCUUCUCGGGCUCCUCGCUGACCGACAACUCCAACACGGGCGUCGUCAUGCUCGGCGACGGCCGCGUCCUCUGCCUGACGGAGACCAUCAAGGGCUCCAUCGUGAUCGACCCGGACACGCUCGACACGAUCGGCAAGUUCGAGUACAGUGACAAGCUGGGCGGCCUGAUCCACUCGGCGCACCCGAUCGUGACGGAGACCGAGUUCUGGACGCUGAUCCCGGACCUGAUCCGGCCCGGCUACGCUGUCGCGCGGAUGGACGCCGGGAGCAACGAGCGGCAGUUCGUCGGCCGGGUGGACUGCCGCGGCCGGCCGGCGCCCGGGUGGGUGCACUCGUUCCCCAUCACCGAGCACUACGUCGUGGUGCCGGAGAUGCCGCUCCGGUACUGCGCUAAGAACCUCCUCCGCGCGGAGCCCACGCCGCUGUACAAGUUCGAGUGGCACAUCGAGUCCGGCAGCUACAUGCACGUCAUGUGCAAGGCCAGCGGCAAGAUAGUGGCGAGCGUGGAGGUGCCGCCGUUCGUGACGUUCCACUUCAUCAACGCGUACGAGGAGAGGGACGAGGAGGGGCGCGUGACGGCGAUCAUCGCGGACUGCUGCGAGCACAACGCCAACACCUCCAUCCUCGACAACCUCCGCCUGCACAACCUCCGCUCCUUCACCGGCCAGGACGUCCUCCCCGACGCCAGGGUGGGCCGGUUCAGGAUACCGCUGGGCGGGAGCCCGUUCGGCGAGCUGGAGUCGGCGCUGGACCCGGACGAGCACGGCCGCGGGAUGGACAUGUGCAGCAUCAACCCGGCCCACGUCGGCAAGAAGUACCGGUAUGCCUACGCCUGCGGCGCGCGCCGGCCGUGCAACUUCCCCAACACCCUCACCAAGAUCGACCUCGUCGAGAAGACGGCCAAGAACUGGUACGAGGAGGGCGCCGUGCCAUCUGAGCCCUUCUUCGUGCCUCGCCCCGGCGCCGUGGAGGAGGACGACGGCGUGGCGAUAUCGAUGGUGAGCGCCAAGGACGGGUCGGGCUACGCGCUGGUGCUGGACGCCACGACGUUCCAGGAGAUCGCGCGGGCCAAGUUCCCGUACGCGAUGCCCUACGGCUUGCACUGCUGCUGGGUGCCCAGAAACUCGAACGCGUAGAUCGAUCGGCUCUGGCGCUCUGCUCCUAUAGCAUCUUGGGUUCGGCGUAUCGAGUCGUGGACGUCAGUGUAGCUACAGAGAUGUAUAGGCAGAUGUCAUAUACGUGAAAAUACAGGGAAAAUGUACAUAGUAUAGUUUCGUUUCCCAGAUCAAUCUCGUAGUAAUGCACGCGUGUAAUGUGGACAUUACUCUCCGUUAUCGAGAUCAUAGUGUUGCUCAAUGUGUAGUAUAGUGAAUAUCCCUCUCAAAUC
Molecule: messenger RNA, 2083 nt
Organism: Phragmites australis (common reed)
Lineage: Eukaryota; Viridiplantae; Streptophyta; Magnoliopsida; Poales; Poaceae
Product: carotenoid cleavage dioxygenase 8 homolog B, chloroplastic-like
Exons: 5
Coding region: 120-1832 (570 amino acids)
Biological process (GO): carotene catabolic process
Cellular component (GO): chloroplast
Molecular function (GO): carotenoid dioxygenase activity
Source: RefSeq, a predicted model, not a curated record